AUGAGGAACCUCCUUAUUGUCACCUGCUGUCUGAUAGGGGAAUGUGAGUGGCCAAAUAGAAACAUCCAAAUCAAAACUGAAGAAGGCCAGAUUAGGGCACGAAAAGGGAGAUUUUCUCUGUAUGACGACAGAACAGCGAGAGUCUUCGCUGUGACCAUCACUGGACUGACCCUGGAGGAUGCUGGGACAUACUGGUGUGGAAUCAGAGGUCUGCUUAUGGAUGUCUUCUCCAAAGUUGAACUUAUUGUUAAAAGAGCUCCGCUGCCUACUCAGACCCCAGCAGCCACACCCACACCCCCACCUGGAGCCACCGAGGGCGGGGCUUACUCCACAGCAGCCAGUCUUGAUGACGGCUUAACCACUCUGAUGUACAUCACAUAUUCCUCAUGUAGGAGAAGAAAUCCAAGAAGUGGUAUCAUGGGAUCCCUACAGCCUACAGACAAGGCUCAGGCUGAGUAUGAGGAAAUCAAGGAUUCAAACCAGCAACCACAUGCAGACACUGCAAUCAACACCAUCUACUGCACAGCCAGCUCUCCCAAAGACUCUUCUGACUCCCUAAACUACGCCACCAUCAACUUCCCCAAAAGCCCAGACUCUGAGGAUCAGUCAGCCAUCACCCUCACUAAAGACUCCACUGAAUACUCCACUGUGAGCUUCCACACAGACCCUCCUAACUCUGAUAUCUACUCAACUAUCUUCAAUGGAAACAGUGACAGAUCUCCAUUGAUGGGUAUACAUUGUGGAAGCAUUCUGCCCAGCCCCUUUGUCUCUGACUCCAACGCCUUGACUGUGGUCUCAUACUGGGACAACAUCGCAUACCGUCCUCGUUUCAUCGCCACCUAUAGGAUGAUCGACAUUCCUCCUCAGAGGACCAAGAGAUUCCUGCCAAUCUGA
Molecule: messenger RNA, 894 nt
Organism: Megalops cyprinoides (Indo-Pacific tarpon)
Lineage: Eukaryota; Metazoa; Chordata; Actinopteri; Elopiformes; Megalopidae
Exons: 9
Coding region: 1-894 (297 amino acids)
Source: RefSeq, a predicted model, not a curated record